CAGCGGCGCGCAGGCGCAGAGGGGGCGGCGGCGGCUCCGGGAGCAGCGCCGGGAAUCGCGCCGGGAAUCGCACCGGGAGCCGCAGUCAUGCCGGGGCUGCUGCUAGGGGAUGAGGCGCCCAACUUCGAGGCGGACACCACGCACGGUCGCAUCCGCUUCCACGACUUCCUGGGAGACUCGUGGGGCAUCCUGUUCUCCCACCCGCGGGACUUCACCCCGGUGUGCACCACGGAGCUGGGCCGGGCGGCCAGGCUGGCGCCCGAGUUCAGCAAGCGCAACGUGAAGAUGAUCGCGCUCUCCAUCGACAGCGUGCAGGACCACCUCUCCUGGUGCAAGGACAUCAAUGCCUACAACGGGGAGCAGCCUGCAGAGAAGCUGCCCUUCCCCAUCAUUGCUGACAAGAACCGGGAGCUGGCCGUCCAGCUGGGCAUGCUGGACCCAGACGAGCUGGACAAGGACGGGAUGCCCCUGACGGCUCGUGUGGUGUUCGUUUUUGGCCCGGAUAAGAAGCUGAAGCUCUCCAUCCUGUACCCAGCCACCACUGGGAGAAACUUUGAUGAGAUCCUGCGAGUGGUGGACUCCCUGCAGCUCACAGCGUACAAGAAGGUCGCUACCCCUGUGGACUGGAAGCCCGGUGACAGUGUCAUGGUCGUGCCCACCUUACCCGACGAGGAAGCCAAGAAGCUCUUCCCCAAAGGAGUCUUCACCAAGGAGCUGCCGUCGGGCAAGAAGUACCUGCGCUACACCCCGCAGCCAGAGUGAGGCGUCUGUCUGUCCGUCCUGCUGGGAUGCCGGAGCCUUCCCGAGCCCAGCUCCUGCCCCUCCGACACCGCACGACCCACGGCCUCGUCCUGUCACACCGCUGCUGCACGGCAGCACUGAACCAGCCCUCCUGUCCCCCCAGCCCCAGCCCCUCAGAAGCAGACCCUGGGUGUUUUCCUGCCCCAGAGCAGAACCAGACCCUGGGUGUUUUCCUGCCCCAGAGCAGAACCAGACCCUGGGUGUUUUCCUGCCCCAGAGCAGAACCAGACCCUGGUUGUUUUCCUGCCCCAGAGCAGCCCUGCCAGGACGACACAGGCAGAGCAGUGGGGACGCCGGGGCUCCUGCUGUGGUGUCCCUCCAGUUUGGUGCCAGCCACGAGGCGUGGUGAGAAGGGGUGUCCUGCUGGGACAGGGAGCUCUGGGGGCUCCAAGCUGCUGUGUGCCUUUCAGAGCAGCCAUCUAACCUUUGGUCCCAUGAGUUGGGGAGGAGCUGCAGAGCAAAAUCUCUCACCUCUUAACUGCUUUCUUGUCUCUUGCUGGAAGGUGAUGGUUUCCAGGUUUUGUGGAAGAGGGAGUCGAGCAAAUAAACUGACCUUCAGUACUA
Motacilla alba alba is the source of this 1365-nucleotide messenger RNA. It is a transcript of the gene PRDX6, whose product is annotated as peroxiredoxin 6. The record is from RefSeq and is a predicted model, not a curated record. Gene Ontology annotation, cellular component: mitochondrion; cytosol. NCBI's taxonomy places the organism in Eukaryota, Metazoa, Chordata, Aves, Passeriformes, Motacillidae. The transcript is spliced from 5 exons. Bases 88 to 762 code for a protein of 224 amino acids. Gene Ontology annotation, molecular function: peroxiredoxin activity. Gene Ontology annotation, biological process: cell redox homeostasis; cellular oxidant detoxification.